ACAUGUAGAGGAACGCUGUAUUUAAACAUACUGGGAUUUAUUCACCUAGUCGAGUUGUGUAUGUGGUGGCCGUGCGCUCCUUGCCUUCAUUGUAAACUAGCGGUGGGCGCCGAAACCCCUCCCCCGUCGGGCGAACGGAGAGCAGGGGAGCGACAUCUGCACCGGGCCGGCGCUCCGGCAGCAGACAUGGGAACUAGACGACGACUCAGUAUCCUCCUCACCUGAACAUGAUACUCGCAGUCUACCGUCGGAACUACCAGCAGCUAUUAAAAGAGGAGGGCAGACAGGCGGCAUGACAGAGGAGAAAUGUCCCCAGCUGGUGGACUACUUUGUGGUGGCGGGUCUCGACCCGGUGGGCUCCUGGACACCCCUGGAUGAGGACGGCAGGACAUCGUCCUCCUCAUGUUCGUCGGGCCGGGCAGUGGAGCCAGUGACGGACCUGGCAGUGAUCGCGCGGGGCCUUGGAGAAGAGGUUCCCGAGGGCUUCACUUGCAUCGAGCGUACACCCGGAGGUCACCCCGCGGAGCUGAGCGCCGGACUCAUCAAUAACCCGCACCUUUAUCUCUGCUACCGCCGGGGCAGGGACAAACCCCCCAUAUUAGACCUCGGAGUGCUGUAUGAGGGGAAGGAGCUCCUGAAGCAAGGUUGGUACAUCAUUGAGACAACGCCGUACAGCCGAUCCGCCAGUCUGAGCUCUGGAGCCGGGCCAGCCGCCCACCGUGUCUUCCUGACAUACCGCCGGGCCCCAGACUCCCAGGCCCUCGAUACCCUGGGGGUCACUGACAUCUCCUUGCUCCUGCCCAGCAAGGGGGAGGUUGCCCCUCACACCUUCUGCCGUGUUGAGAAGAACCUCAACACUGGCAUGUGGGGUCCAGCUUUGUACCUGUGUUAUAAGAGGGCUGUUGCCAAAGCCAAUGCCUUGGUGUAUGAGGCAGGUCUGAUCAGCCGUUAUCCGGAGGAGGAUCUGGAGUCAUUUCCCCUCCCAGAGUCGGUGCCGGUGUUCUGUCUGCCCAUGGGUGUCACAGUGGAGAGCUGGCCCCUCCACACUAAGUACCAACUCCCUGUCUUCUCCACCUUCGUCCUCACCUCCGCCUCCGGAGACAAGGUGUAUGGAGCAGCCAUCCAGUUCUACGAGGCCUUCCCCAGGGAAGGUCUGUCUGAGCGGCAGAGCAUCCGGCUGGGCCUGCUGAGCGUAGUGGACCGCAGGCCCAUCACCAACCGCACCCUGCAGGUGAAGAAGAGCGUGUGCGUCCUCUCCCACUGGCCCUUCUUCACCGUCUUCCAGAAGUUUCUCACCUUUGUCUACCGAUACUCCAUCUCGGGGCCUCACGUCCUGCCCCUGGAGAAACACAUCUCCAGCUUCAUGCACAAUGUGCCGUUCCCCUCCCCCCAGCGGCCUCGCAUCUUAGUGCAGCUUUCUCCAUAUGACAACCUGCUCCUGUGUCAGCCGGUCUCCACUCCCCUCCCGCUCAGUGGUGCCAGUUUCCUGAAGCUGUUACAGAAUCUGGGUCCGGAGAAUGCGUGCACCCUGCUGCUGGCUGUUUUGAUAGAACACAAACUGUUAUUACACUCCCUGAGACCUGACGUCCUCACAUCCGUCAGCGAGGCCCUCGUCUCUAUGACCUUUCCCCUGCGUUGGCCCUGCCCCUACAUCCCGCUGUGCCCGCUGCAGAUGGUGGAUGUGCUGUUGGCCCCCAUGCCCUUCAUCGUUGGCGUUCACUCCAGCUACUUUGACCUUCACGACCCCCCCACAGACGUGGUGUGCGUUGACCUUGACACCAACACCAUCUUCCAAUUGGAGGACAAGAAACCGUUGUCAUGGCGGUCCUUACCGAGAAAACACGGCAAAAUCCUGUACAACUCCCUCACCAACCUCCACAAGACGCUGGAGAAGAUCUGUACUCCCGGGCAGGAGGAGGUGACAUUGGAGUUCUUGCUGACGGACUACGACCAGAUCUACGGCCGUCAGAAGCAGCUGGAGUUGGAGAUCCAGGAGGCCUUCCUGAAGUUUAUGAGCUGCUUGCUGAGGGGCUACCGCUCCUACCUACUGCCUAUCACCCAGGCCCCCUCAGACACCACCACUGACUGCAGCUCCCUCUUCAACCUGCAGGGUUUCUUGAAGUCCCGGGAGAGGAAUCACCAGAAGUUUUACAACCAGCUGACCCGGACACAGAUGUUCACCCAGUUCAUUGAGGAGUGCUCCUUCGUCAGUGACCGCCACGCCUGCCUCGAGUUCUUCGAUGAGUGUGUCCAAAAGGUGGAUGUGGAGAAGCCAGAGGAGGUGAGGCUGAUAGAUUUGGAUGAGAGUCACAGCGGAGAACACACCGUCUUCAUCAUGCCACCUGAGGAACCCCAGGAACCUGAUGGCUCUGAGAGUCCUGCCAACUACAGUUAUGAGACCUUCCCUAUUUUGAGGACGGAGCUCUUCGACCGGCCCCAGGAUCAGCUCCGCGUCCCAGCCAAGGGAAGUGCCCCCAGUAGCCCUGCACCCCGUCGCACCAAACAGGAGAUCAAGUUGGCCCAGAAGCGAGCCCAGAAGUACUCGGCGGUAGCAGACAUGUGGUCCAAGUGCCUCCUGGGGCAUUGCUAUGGCCUCUGGUUCAUCUACCUGCCCACCUUUGUCCGGGCCGAGAGCGCCAAGGUUCGCGCCCUGCACACCGCCUAUGACGUUCUCAAACACAUGGAGAACCGCAAGGUGGUGCUGCCAGAUGAGGUCUGUUAUCGGAUCCUCAUGCAGCUGUGUGGUCAAUAUGGCCAGCCAGUUUUGGCGGUUCGGGUUCUGCUGGAGAUGAAGAAGGCUGGAAUCACCCCCAACACCAUCACCUACGGAUACUAUAACAAGGCAGUGCUGGAGAGCAAGUGGCCCUCCACCAAUCAGGGAGGGCGCCUGCGCUGGGCCAAGCUACGGAACGUCCUAUUGGCUGUAGCCCAGUUCAGACAGCCAAUCAAACAGCGACAGAAGAGCAACUCAGUGGGCUCGCGGACAGAUGUCAUGAUGGACUCACACCAAAGGCCAAGCCCCCACUCGAGUUUGAUACGCCAGUCCAGUUGGAGUGGGUUGAGCGAGAGCUACAGCCAUGAAUCACUGACCAGUGCUCUGGUCAAGAGCAGCAGCCUGAACAGUAUGAAGGCCUCUGCUGAGAAAAUAAAGCCCUCCAGGAAGACCGUCCUCCAUAGUGCAGUGACAAACAGCUGUGGUGAUGCUGCUUCCCGGAAGCCCCCCGUUGGCCCGCGGGACACUUCCACCCCGCCUCCUGUGACUCCUGGUCGCGGCCUCGUGCGACGCAGCGAGGUCUGCCUGUCCACCUUCUAUAAGGAAUGUGCAGAGAUGGGUGACUCAGAACUUGACUGUAGCUGCCAACCUGGGGACAGAGAUGGGAGACCUCAGGGUUCACGUGACACGAUUAGUCGAAACAAGAAGGUGGAUGAGAACUACAACACCGUCUCCUCCCCUAACCGAGGAGGCCUGGCGGGAAAACUUCAACAGCUCCUCACCCCCACCCGACACCGUUCCUCUGUCCGACGGGCUGCCAGCAUGGACGACCGGCGCCCAGGUGGAGGAGGGGGCAGUGGUGGGCUGACGGUCCGCAGGGUGUCGGAGCAGAGGCAGUCCCGGAAAGCCCCGGUGGCUGAAACGCUGAAGGCCAGGGAAAGGCUGGUUAACGCUACCUCUGAGAGUUCAUUGUCUGUUGGGAGUGACAUCGAUUUGGCUGACACGCCGAGUCUGGCCUAUCCCCUGCGCAGGUCAUGGGAUGCCAAUCAAGAGGGGGCGGGGCUAGAGGUUCUCAUGUCCAGCUGCUCCCUGUGCCGGAGCUGCAACUCCUUAGUGUACGAUGAGGAGAUCAUGGCCGGCUGGACGUCGGAUGACUCCAACCUCAACUCCUCCUGUCCCUUCUGCGCCUCCUCUUUUGUCCCUUUCCUCAGCGCAGAGAUCUGUGACCUGGGCCCUGUUAGCAGUGCAGAGCGCAGUAACUGGAAUGCAGAGGAUGAGGUGCAGAAUGCAGUGAGGCCCCCUAGUGUCCAGGAGGUCUUCCUGCAACACCACUGUAAUGGCGUGAAUGAAGACACCAGCUCUGAAACCAGCAGUUAUUCAGAGAACAUUGGCAUCAUAGGUUCAUCUGCGGGUGAGUCUCCCCAGGUGUCAGUGGCCUACUUGAGCCCCCUGGUGCUGCGAAAGGAGUUGGAGAGCCUACUGGAGAACGAGGGAGAGGCGGUUCUGGCUCAAGCCCAGUUCCUGGACAGCCACUCCAUCAUUUUCUGGAACCUGGUUUGGUAUUUCCAGCGCCUGGGUCUCCCCUGCAACCUGCUGCAACUGGUCCGCUCCUCCCCACUGGUCAGCCAGCUCACCCAGACAGAGAACUCAGCAGUGAGAGUCAGGUUACUCUGGGACACCCUCACUCCAGACACGGACCAAUGGCCCCCCCUAUACAUCCUCUGGAGGAUCCACAGUGGUGUUCCUAUGCGAAGUUACAGCUGGCGGAGGCACAACCACCCAUUCACACUUUCCUUCCUGGAGGAAGUGCUGCGCUGGGUGGGCAUGAACGAAGUUCAUAAAGCCGUCACCGUCUUCCUGGAUACUCUAGCCAAACAGCCGGGCUCGCCACGGCUACAGAGGAGUUUGUACAGAGAGAUCCUUUUCCUCACGCUGGCUGCUAUGGGCAAAGACCAUGUUGCUGCAUUUGAUAAGAAGUACAAAGCGGCAUACUCCAGGCUCACAGGGACCUUGGGUCGUGAGGAGCUGCGUAAGAAGCGAGCUCAGCCUCCCAGCCCAAAGGCUAUUGACUGCAGGCGCAGUUUCCACCCACCCCUCGAGUGCUGAUUGGCCAUCCGGGAAUUAGGAAGCGGGGGGGGUCCUUGAUUCCGCCUCCUUUGAUGGCUCCACACCUGUCCACAUCAAGAAGAGGAGAAUCUGUAGAGCCAGGUUUCUGCUGCCUUACCGCUUCCAUUCUUUGCCUCUCUGCUGCCUCUAAGUGGGCACCAGGGCUACAUCCUCUACUACACCACCUAGUGGGCACCCGGGGCAGUACGUGCUCUCCUCCACUUCCUUUGGCCUUGUUGGUGUCAAGUUCUCGUGUGCGGUCACCACAGCAGCUGUUGCAAUCCAAUUACUUCUCAUUUCAAAGAUAUGCAGGGUUGAUGCCACUGUAAAACAUGUUGAAAGUUUGUGGCUGUUUAGGCAUGAACAUACCAGCAGCAACAGACUGAAAUGUUUACUUGGGAGAGAGUUUACGAACACUGCCUCCACUUCCAAGUAUCUGUUUAUUCAAGCUUAUGCCUUGCAACAUAAAGGGUGUAUGUAACGUACAGUAAUCUAUGCAUUCAAGGGGGACUCGUCAUUCAUUCGUGAAUUGUCUCAACGCAGAAAAGGUUUCUAUAAUGAGGAAAGGUCAGUUUAGGAUCUUAGCGCACGACCACCAGGAUAGGAUGUCUCCGUGUCCCUCGAGCUGAAGCAGUGACACUCAGUGCAUGCCUGAAACCCUUUCAGUUGACUCCGUCAAUGUUUCCCAGCCUGCAAACACAAGCUCAAACCAGCGGAGGCCUCGCGCUCCCUGAACCUCUGCUCUUCUCACCCUCACUUCCUUUGGAUCCUUCCAAGGAACCGACACUUGGAAAUUUUCUUUUUUGGGCUUAUAGUAAUAUAAAGGUGUGGAGUCUGACAUCGCUGGCCUUGGGUAGAAGAUUUUUCUGCCUUUGUCAUGUGACCGAUAAUGACUGCUGUGUUUUGAAAGAGGUUGAGUUCCUCUUUGCCAGGGUACUGCAAUCAGAGUUUAUUCUUUUGAGAUGGUAGACCUUUUUUAAAAAGAGGGUGUUGACUCUGGUCAGUGAAAAGGGGUUUAAGAAAUUUCUGUCAUUAUUUGAAUGGGGCCUAUUUUGCUAGAAUAACAAGGCGGUCCACAACUAUGGUAAACAAGCAGAACAGUCAGUCUGGUAGGAGGAUUUCCGGUGAGAUUUAUAGAAGGAUUUUUAUUUUUUUAGUUCCUGUUUUCCUCCCUGUGUUGAGUUGUCUCUGUUAAGAAGGGGGUUGGUUUGGCCAUUUACUUAUUUCAACUACAAGAAGGGAGUUUCAGACCUGUGACGGUAGAAAGAAUUUAUCGACAGGAAAAGGAGACACACACACACAAGAACAAUCUCAAAAAGCAGGCGUAUCUUCAAGUGUGGAAGGACACAACGCUAGGCUUCUUCAGGCCACCACCUGUGUUCAAAGUACACAUUCUGACACACCAUGCUGUCAACUUGUCAUUGAUAUGUGUCAUGUUUAAAGAAUGAUAUGCGCUCUCCCAAACCUUACAUCUUUAUUAGGGUCAACGGUGUCGUCUCGUGUGCUCCUCUCUACCCAAUGAUGCUUAUUUCUGUUAUGUCAGCCGCCUAUUGGUCAGCUUCGUGUUUGUACUGUUGUCUGUGUCUCCGAGAGGAGUCUGUUCUCUAAGAUCUGUUAGGCAUGCCUUGUCAGUGUGUUUUUAUUUUUACUUUUAUUUAUUGAGGGAAGUUUUUUGUUUCGCAGUGUGUGCAUGUUUGUCAACGCCGCCUUGUGUCCCUUUCAUCCACUUUCCAUGUAACUGACCUUCUCCAGUCGGCUACUGAACAGCUUCGCUAGAGCAGUCGGGGUUCUUGUGCCUUGCUCAAGGGCAAUACGUGAUAAAUUUCGACAGAACGUGCAAGUAAAACUCUAGUGUUCCUGUGGGAUGGUGAAAGAAAAAAAAACUGUUGGUUUAGCGUAAAUUAAAAUGAAUGGUGGUUUCAUUGUAGAGGUAGUUUGCUGUUCUCAUACUAGACUCAGUAAGACUAUGGUACAGUGUCAACACAAUGCAAAGCGCUACUGCUGGCCUUCUCCUGCCUUUUAAUGGGUAUUACAUAGUGAGCCAUAGCAAACCAAAGAUUUUUUUUCUAGCCGGUUGGAAACAUUAGGGCUGUUUUAAAAAAAGAUUUUUUUUUAAUAUGUAAUCAGUGCUUGCAAGCCAAAGUUUGGUUCAAUAAAAGUUCAUCUUGAGGCACAUAUUAUUGUAAACCAAGUAUGAUGCCACAUAUAAAUGUGAAACUGCCUCCAGUCUCACAAUUUCCCUUGUGGCCCAAAUUAUCU
Lampris incognitus (smalleye Pacific opah) is the source of this 7078-nucleotide messenger RNA. RefSeq names its product DENN domain-containing protein 4B-like. The transcript has 29 exons. Bases 293 to 4819 code for a protein of 1508 amino acids. Gene Ontology annotation, cellular component: cytoplasmic vesicle. Lineage: Eukaryota; Metazoa; Chordata; Actinopteri; Lampriformes; Lampridae. Gene Ontology annotation, biological process: regulation of Rab protein signal transduction. Gene Ontology annotation, molecular function: protein binding. The record is from RefSeq and is a predicted model, not a curated record.